ACAUAUAAAACCCUCUCCCCAAACCCAACAGUCAGUCACUCAGUGACACACAAACACAAGCAGGUGGUGGGCAACCCGAGCUCUCUCUCUCUCUACCCACAUAAACCCUUCACUUUCCCACCUCGUUUUUGGCUCAGCACUAAACCCCAGCGGUUGGCUUGGUUCGUCUACUCUCGAUUUUGGUCGGUGAUGUGUUGUUGUUGGUGGUGUUUGAGCAAUUGGCUGCAUGCGUUAUUUGCUUUUUGCUGGUUUCAGCUAACUGGGUGGCGCUCAUAAUUACUGCAACAUUGCUACGUGGCCGGCUCUCGGUUUCGAAACGAUUUCGGUGUGUUUUGCCUUCUGAUUACUAGUUCAGGAUAAAGAAAAUGGUUAAUAGUGGUGGUACUGGCAGCAACCAAGGGAUGCCGUUAGAGAAGACUAAACCAGUAGCUGUUUGUUCUAUAAAGAAAAAGCUAGCUGAAGCUGCUGUAGUGAGUAUAAGUAACCAUUUGAGUGAAGCACCUCCGGAGAUAUCUAGAAAACGGAGUGAACCUGAGCCCGUAGAGGCUACGGUGGUUCAGCCUAAGGAGGAAGUGGAAACGGGAGCCGUUGAAGAUGGUAGAGAUUGGGAUGAUCCCAUUGCAUGCCAGCUUGAAGAACUAUUGUUGUCUUAUUUGCAAGCAAUUUUCCAGAGUGCAAUCAAGCGGAUUACUGAAUGUGGGUACAGUGAGGAGGUUGCUGUGAAGGCUGUUUCUAGAGGCGGCCUUUACGUAGGCGGUAAAGACUCUGUAUUGAACAUUGUAAAUGAUACUCUGGAAUUUCUCAAGGGAGGGAAGGAUACUGAUGUUUCAAGAGAAAAUGAGUUUGAUAAUUUGCAGCACGUGGUGGAGUACACAAUGCUAGAAAUGAUCAGUGUGCUUAGGGAGGUCAGGCCAUCCUUAUCAGUUGCAGAAGCAAUGUGGUGGUUACUGAUAUGUGACCUAAACAUUUUGCUAGCCUGUACAAUGGAAGGAGAUCUAUCAAGUGUUCUUGCUUUUGAUGAAGCCUCAAGCGAAAGCUCCUCUGAUUCUUCCUCUUCCCAGUUAAAAUCAGAGGCAAAUACGGAAAUGAACAUUCCAAAUCCUAGCAAUGCAAAUUCCUCAAAGCCGUCACUUCCCAACUCUCAAAACCAUCGUUCUCUCUCUGAAACACUCAAAUUUGGAAGUUUCCCAAACUCUGCUAACCCUGAAACGGCAGAAGGCAAGGAAGAGAGUUUGUCAUCUAUGCUAGAUAGUUUGGAGAAAUGUUUGGGCUCCACAAAGGAUUAUGUCCUAUCUUCAUCUCAGACAUCUACCUCUGAAGAAAAAUCAGGAGCUGUUCGAAAGGGGCGGACCAAGGCAGAAUUAGCAGCACUUCGGAAGAGGUCCUUCCAGAUGGAGAGAAAUUACAGGGCUUAUAGGUCAAAAGGAGGCUUCAAAUCGGGGAAGCUCGCUGCAUUUGGUAGUUUUGUUAUGGAAAAGAGGCCAAAGCCUCCAUCUGAUCUUCCUGGAGUUCGCACAAAAGAUUCCUCAUCAAAGGUAACUGGUUCAUCUGCAAGAGGUUGCUCGUCAACAGUACCUUCAAAAGGUACCACAUCUUCAUUGCCUUCUGUGGAUACCAAGCAGAAACAGAAGUCUGAUUCAGAAGAAAAAUCUGACACUAAGACUCCAGUCAGCACCUCUGUUCCACCCAAGACUAUUGAUUACUGUGCUGGCAUCCCAUAUAAUAAGUCUCUAGGGAAGUAUGUCCCACAAGAUAAGAAGGAUGAGCUGAUUUUGAAGCUAGUUUCCCGGCUGCAGAAGCUGCAGGAUGAGCUACAAAGUUGGACAGAGUGGGCCAAUGAGAAGGUUAUGCAGGUUUCUCGUAGACUUGGUAAAGAACGACCUGAACUUAAAGCACUGAGGCAAGAGAAGGAAGAAGCGGGGAAAUUUGAAAAGGAGAAACAAGUGGUGGAAGAGAAUACCAUGAAGAGGCUGUUUGAGAUGGAGCAUGCAUUGAAUAAUGCAUCCAGCCAGGUUGAGAGUGCUAACUCAACUAUCUCUAGGCUUCAGGUGAACAAUUCCACUCUCAAGAAGCAGUUGAGUUCUGCGAAAAUAAUGGCUAUAGAAUCAGCUGCUAAUCUCCAGGAAGCAUUAGAGAGGGAGAAUAAAGCACUGAAAAAGGUCCAGGCAUGGGAGGGGCAGAAGGGAUCAUUGCAGGAGGAGCUUGAAACAAAAAAGAACAAGGUGGCUGCACUUCAACAGGAUUUAGGCAAGGCAAAAAAUGCUCUUCAUCAAAUUGAGGCCAGAUGGAAACGGGAGAUAAUGGAAAAGGAAACAAUACUCGCACAGGCUGACUCUAUGAGAAAUGAAAGAGAACAGCGUGAAGCUUUAACACAAGUGGAGGAGGCCAAGAUCAAACACAAGGCUGAAGAUGACAUGCAGAAGUAUGUGGAAGAGAUCAAAUUACUUGAGAGCAAGUUAUCUGAACUUCAAACAAAAUCUGACUCCUCAAGAAUAGCAGCGCUAAGAAGGGAUGCUGCUGGAAGCUUUGGGGCUUGCCUGUCAGACAGAAAAAAUGUGAAGCCUACUAAGGGAAGCCAAAGUUCUACCAGCUUCAAGAAGUUAACAAAUUCCCGGGACCAUUUGGGGACUGAAAGUUUGAGACAGGACCGCGAGUGCGUGAUGUGCCUAUCUGAGGAGAUGUCAGUGGUUUUCCUCCCGUGCGCGCAUCAGGUUGUCUGUGCAAAAUGCAAUGAGCUGCAUCUGAAACAAGGAAUGAAGGACUGCCCUUCAUGUAGGGCUUUAAUUCAGCGAAGGAUCAAAGUGCAAUAUGCUCGUCCAUAGUGUGUAAACCACACUCAGAAUAGGAACUGGUUAGUCUGGGCAACUACUGAAGUAACCAAUGAAGUUUAGCUAAACUCAUUUUCCUAGAUGGAUUUUGUUUUUUCUUUUGUUUUCUGGGUCUUACAGUUCAUACAGGCGGAUCAGUCCCAGAAAGAAUUAGACACAGUUAGUGGAGAUCAUAGUUUAUUGUAAAGUGUAAGCGACUUUUUACAUAGAUGAAACUCGCGUUUCGGAUAAUCCCUU
This is a messenger RNA of Rosa rugosa (rugosa rose), 3065 nucleotides long. RefSeq names its product putative E3 ubiquitin-protein ligase RF298. The record is from RefSeq and is a predicted model, not a curated record. The transcript is spliced from 4 exons. Lineage: Eukaryota; Viridiplantae; Streptophyta; Magnoliopsida; Rosales; Rosaceae. Bases 366 to 2822 code for a protein of 818 amino acids.